AUGUCGUCCAACAUGCAGCACUAUUACUGGGCGGGAGGGCACGGCCUCAUGUUUUUCGCUGGACUGCGCUAUUUAGCGGCCUGGGCCGUCUUCAAGAGCAGCGGAUUGACUUGGUGGUACAGAGCCGCCUUUGCUGGCGCUCUGUUGAGCUAUUUCAUCGUGGUCAAGUCGGUAUUUUUGCAUUAUUCGCCUAUCAUGCGCUCGCUUUUGCUUCUUUCCUCAAAGUCUCUCGGUGUGCCAAAUGGAGGCGCAUGGGCUAGGCGUGCUCUAGCGGACGAAAACUUCCAGUAUUUCGCUCUCUGUAUCUUUUGGUUAAUCUCUAAACCUGUCGGAAUUGCCGUGGUCCCGUUCUGGACAUUCUCUACUUUUCAUGUUGCCACUUUUACCCGCACGACUAUCCUCGUCAAGCUAUUCCCCCCGGCUCCUGGUUCGGGCUCCAAUGUGACAUCGUCACCUCUCGGCAAAGUCAUUCAAUCCUUUGUCAAGAAGUACUAUGAUCCAUCGAUGCGAUUGGUCGCCUAUGUCGAAAUUGCCAUCUUUGCCCGCGUACUCUUUGGUUUGAUCCUGCGCCGAAACCCGCUUUUGAUGCCAAUCUGCUACGGUAUCUUCCUCCGUGCUCGCUAUUACCAGUCCAACUUUACGCGCGAAGCGUUCCAGCAGCUGGACAAGGCUAUUCUCCAGGGCCUCAGCUCUCCCCAAGUAGCUGGCUCUGUUCCACAAGCAAAGGGAUACUACGAUAACUUUAAAGUGUACCUCAACAAGGCUGUCGGGACGACCAUCUUGACGCCUGCAGCGCAGCCUGCCCCCGCUGCUGCUGCUGCGAGUGGUUCAUCAAACACAGCACCCGCGGCGGCUCAGUAA
Molecule: messenger RNA, 861 nt
Organism: Serendipita indica DSM 11827
Lineage: Eukaryota; Fungi; Basidiomycota; Agaricomycetes; Sebacinales; Serendipitaceae
Source: the annotation of a GenBank genome assembly